Molecule: messenger RNA, 645 nt
Organism: Pyricularia oryzae 70-15
Lineage: Eukaryota; Fungi; Ascomycota; Sordariomycetes; Magnaporthales; Pyriculariaceae
Product: cutinase
Exons: 2
Coding region: 1-645 (214 amino acids)
Biological process (GO): carbohydrate catabolic process
Cellular component (GO): extracellular region
Molecular function (GO): cutinase activity
Source: RefSeq, a predicted model, not a curated record
AUGCAGUUCUCCCUCUCCAUCGCAACGGCAAUCCUGGCCGCCACCGCCUCGGCCAUGCCCGUCCUCGAGACCCGCCAGACCGUCGGGACCACCGCCAACGAGUUCACCUCUGGCGGAUGCAAGGACGUCGUUCUCCUGUAUGCUCGCGGCACCACUCAAGCCGGCAACAUGGGCCAGGAACCCGGCCCGGAACUCGGCAACGCCCUCAAGGCCCGCCUGGGCGCCGCGCGAGUCGCCGUCCAGGGCGUGGCCUACUCGGCCUCUCUGCUCGGCAACCUCAACCCGGGCGGCGCGCCGGCCAACGAGGCCACGAGCUUCAGGACGCUGAUCGGCCAGGUGGCGAGCCAGUGCCCCAACGCGCGCAUCGUCGUGUCCGGGUACAGCCAGGGCGCCGCCCUGGUCCACCGCGCCGUCGAGGGCGCCACCGCCGCCGUGCGCGCCCGCAUCGCCGCCGGCGUCACCUUUGGCGACACCCAGAAGCAGCAGGAUGGCGGCCGCAUCCCCGGCCUCGACGCCAGCAAGACCCUCAUCAUCUGCAACACCGGCGACCGCGUCUGCGAGGGGACCCUCAUCAUCACCGCGGCCCACAGCGGCUACGGCGCCAGGGCUGGCGAGGCUGUUGACUUUAUCGCUGCCCGUGUCUAG